Molecule: messenger RNA, 527 nt
Organism: Rhinichthys klamathensis goyatoka
Lineage: Eukaryota; Metazoa; Chordata; Actinopteri; Cypriniformes; Leuciscidae
Product: secreted Ly-6/uPAR domain-containing protein 2-like
Exons: 4
Coding region: 50-322 (90 amino acids)
Source: RefSeq, a predicted model, not a curated record
ACACACAACACAGGUGUGUACUACAUUCAGCUCUGCUUCACAGUCAAGAAUGAUGAAGGUCCUGCUGCUGGCUCUUGUUCUCACCCUGGUGUUGGCGAAUGUCUCUGCCCUGAAAUGUCACAACUGUGUCCCCCGCUCUGGAGGAAGAUGUGUGACCACUCAGGAGACAUGUGGCUAUAAAAAAGACGCCUGUGUAUCUGCCAGAUUCACCACAUAUCCCUUUUCCUACUUCCGGAGGUGCAUUGGCAUGGGAGAUUGCCUGAUUCUUCAAUCGAGUCCCUAUAUUACAGCCACGUGCUGUCAGUCAGACCUGUGCAAUUAACUUUAGACACACAUAUACAGUCUUAAAGGGACAGUUACUCAAACUACUUACUAAUGCAAGGCCAACAUAGGAUGUUACAAAACAAGUAAAUUUUAAUUUGUGUGAAUCUGUAGGCUACUAUAUUAUUCACAUUUGUAUUCAUAAGCUAUAAUCAUACCACAGCCAAACAUGAUUGUUGCAUGAAUAAAAUGAUGCAUUAAAGACA